AUGGGCAAGUACGACGACGGCGUGUUCGGGGGGGGCUUUCCGAAUUGGCAAUCUGCGUGGGCGCGCAAGAGCAGAUUCCCGCCACUGGCGUCCGUCGAGCCAGAGCCAGCAGAUAACAGAGUUGUGGCGGGGGAAUCAGUUUGUGUCAUCGAAGUGGAUGAAUGGAUCAACGCGGCCCGCCUCGAGGAAGCCGCGGGCACGGGGGCCGUGUCAACCAAGGUCGCGCAGGUCAAGCAGCUUCUCGAGGCCUACCGCCUUCGCGGCAGCAGGCGCGGCGAUUGGGGGGUGCUCAAGGUCAAUGCCCUCGUGCUGGACGGGGCCAUAUUGCGGAUGCAAGAGUCGAGUUUUGAUGCUCUACUUCAGCACCUCGAGAACGUGGGUUCCAAGCACGGCGUGUCGUUCUCGACCGACAAGUUCGACAGGCUCGGCGGCGCGCCCAUUGCUUUCUCUGCAGACCUGAUAGGCAGAUUGAAAGAAUAA
Prorocentrum cordatum is the source of this 480-nucleotide messenger RNA. Lineage: Eukaryota; Dinophyceae; Prorocentrales; Prorocentraceae. The record is from the annotation of a GenBank genome assembly.